This is a messenger RNA of Varroa destructor (honeybee mite), 1693 nucleotides long. RefSeq names its product myelin expression factor 2-like. Gene Ontology annotation, molecular function: mRNA binding. Gene Ontology annotation, cellular component: cytoplasm; nucleus; ribonucleoprotein complex. NCBI's taxonomy places the organism in Eukaryota, Metazoa, Arthropoda, Arachnida, Mesostigmata, Varroidae. The record is from RefSeq and is a predicted model, not a curated record.
UGAUCUUCAUCCUUAACUAGAAGCACUUACAAGGUCAACUGCGAUUCUGCGAACGUUCCAACGCCCGUUUUGUCGCAACUAGCUUGUCUUAAACUUCUUCGACUCUAAGCGAGUCUUGGUACGGGCACAGUCCUUUUAUAUCCGCUCUUUCAGCCUUACUUCAGCAAGUUGCUGAAGGUGUUCGCUCUGAGUCACUCUUAAGAAAUGUCAUCCCACAGGGAUCGCUCGCGUUCGCCAAUCCAAAUUCGAGCACCAUGUGAUAGGCGUGUGUACGUUGCUAACAUCCCGUUUGAUAUGAAAUGGACUGAACUGAAAGACCUUUUCAAGCGUGAAUGCGGCGAAAACUCCGUGUCGUUUGUCAGAUACUUCGAAGAUGUGGACGGCAAAUUCCGAGGCUGCGGUAUAGUGGAGUUCAAGGACGCGGAGGCAACGAAGCGUGCUAUUGAUAAAUUGCAUCGUUACGAGCUUAGCGGACGGUUUCUUGUCGUCAAAGAGGAUUACGAUGUCGAACGAGAUUCAACUGGUAGGGUCGUCACACGAAGGCACAGGGAGCGAAACGGAAGCCAUCGCGACAGAAGUCCCUCUCGCAGAGACCGAUCGCCGCCGAGAGAGUAUAGCCAUGGAGGACACAGCGGCGGUUCAGGCAGUAUGGGUGGAGGUAUAAUGUCUUUUAAUACGUACGGCCUUUCACCUAAGUUUCUUGAUUCACUUGGCAUCGAUCUGCCCCUCAGCAAUAAACUCUUCAUCGCCAACCUCGACUAUAGGGUGACGAAGGGCGACUUGAAACGUCUAUUUAAGCUUUGUGGUCGUGUGUUAGACGUGGAACUGUACGUGGACAAAGACGGCAAUUCGAAGGGCAAUGCUACUGUUGAACUAGAUCAUCCCAUCGAGGCUGUACAAGCUAUAUCUAUGCUCAAUCGUCAAGUAUAUAAUGGCCGGUCUUUGGCGAUCCGCAUGGAUCGUAAGGAAAAUGCAGAACCGAAGCUUCCACCAGGACUGGAAGGUGUAGGGAAAGGACUUGGGCCAGGUGGGGUGCCUCUGCGACUUCCGAGAGACUUUCCAUCAGUCGGAAGUUCUAACUCAUCAGCCUCGCCUCCAUUGUCAGCUCCUACGCCAGUUCCUCCAGUAGCAGCUGGAGGAAACCCAAUGGCUAGCUUGGCGGCCUUUGGAAACCCCGCAGCGCCUGCGGCUUUGGCGGCCCUGUCGACCGUUUUGGGCUCACUCGCUGCUGGUCAACAGGGUGGGGGUCUCUUUAGUGGUGGCAGUUCUAUGGGUGGUUAGUGCCUGAACUAGAACAAGGUGGAUUGAGGUACUUAUCUAUUCCUUCUGUGCUCCAAUUCCAUGCGCUUAAAGGUAGGAGAAAAUAAUUAAAUAAGGGUAAUACUGAGCAACAGCUUGGCCAGCACUUUCGGUAAAUCCUUCCGAGCUCAAAGGGGGCACAGACUACAAAGGCACAUGGAAGUGCUAUUGAAGGACUAUGUUAAUAUUGCUAUAAUCAUCCUAAUCAUAAGAUGAAGUAGUGUAUUCAAAAACCUAAAACAUUAAAUAUCACAAGAGAGGUCGAUAAAUGUCAAGUUCUGGCAGCAAACAGUUCCUUUUUGGUAUAACUGACCCAUUCUGUUCAGUGAGCAGCGAUCGUGUAUUGAUGUUCUUCCAUUUUCAUUAGCAAACGGCACAUUACCAGACAAAGCUU